This is a messenger RNA of Bipolaris maydis ATCC 48331, 1539 nucleotides long. RefSeq names its product zinc-finger of mitochondrial splicing suppressor 51-domain-containing protein. Lineage: Eukaryota; Fungi; Ascomycota; Dothideomycetes; Pleosporales; Pleosporaceae. Gene Ontology annotation, biological process: mitochondrial respiratory chain complex IV assembly. The record is from RefSeq and is a predicted model, not a curated record.
AUGAGGACGCCGUACACGUGCAGACAGUGUCUUUCACAGUUGAAGACACCACGAGCUUCACUGCGCUCUCCGCAAGCCCUCCGUCCGUUGGCCCAGAAUGCGGCAACAUCACGAAGUCACUUCACCAAGAGUCCAGCACCGCCAAAACUAGCCCUGCCAAAGCGCAGCCUCUCUACGACCCCGCAGCGAGCAUUCGAAAAGCCGUUCGAGCCAUAUGAAUACAUUGACCCUGAGGGAAUUCGCCGGACGAGGGUUCUGACCGAGGAGAAUCUCUUCAAUUCGUUCUCCAACUCGCCUAUCCCGCAAAUACGGAAGCGCGCAGCUUUCAUGCGCCAGCAUGCCUAUUGCCCGCAUCCUUCGCACCAGCCUACACGUGCCAUCAACAACCCUAUGGAUCUCGAAGCCCGGAAGUCCUCUGAGACGGGUACCCCCCCUGCGCACGUAGAUUUCGAGUGUCCAGACUGCGGCAUUCCGGUAUACUGUUGCGAAGAACAUUGGGCAGACGAUUACGAGGCACAUCUGGAAGUCUGCGAUGUGCUGAGGCAGAUUAACGAGGAUGACCACGAUCUGCGGAGUGGGCGUUUCUUCCGCGAGUUCCAAUUCGCUGAGCCCCAGAUGGAGGAGAUUUUGGUCAACAUGACGAGCUGGGACACGUACCUGUACACUCGUGACUUUGAUGCGCUCAAUGAGGACCGUGAGAUGAGGCAGGCGACAAAGCUUCUGACAUAUCCCAUGACCAUUGCCAGCAUUCUGAAUGAGUUGAGUCCCUAUAAUAUCCGGAAGAAUGGACGCAUGACACCAGAGGGAUUGAAGAGCUUUAGCGCACUCCGGCAUACGCUUCACCCACCCCGAACAGGUGGUGGUGACACUUGGAAGAAUGCACGUAUCGCUCCACCCUCUGUCCGCCUCUUCAUUCUCGGCGCACGCGCAGAAUCCUCCCUACCCCGCGAAACAUGGAUGCAACUUGCCUAUCUCUUCCACCGUGUUCAGUUCUCUUUGAAUUUCAUCGGACCCGAGAGCAUGGCGAACCGCGAGAAAGAACUGCCCCUCCCCGAGCGCACGCCCCUAAAUCCCUUUGGCGCUGUAAUCGAAGACCGCAUCAGCAAUGCCAUGAAGAUCAGCACUUUUGUUGAAUAUUAUCACAACAUCCAUAAGACGGGCUACUUCUACCCCUACGACCCCUACUUUGACUGUUUCGUAGUCUUCCAUCCAGGUUUCGGCAACCCUGCCUCAGCCCACGAGUGGGAAGAAACGCUACCGCUUCUCCUCGAGACCAAGGUUCCGAUCAUUGCAACCGGCUACAGUCCAUGGGAUAUGCAGCAAGAUGUCGAAUUUUUGAACAAGAGGUUCGGUAAUGAGAUGGAUAUGCUGCUUGAGCCCGGCGAGAAUCUGUUCCGAAGCUUGCGUUGGGAUCUCAACGAUCUUGACCCUCACGAUGUCACGUGCAGCAACUGGGGAGUAUACUCUUUCCGCGGCAAGAGGUACGAGGCCACGAAGAGGGAUGAAGAGAAGGAGGUGCACAGUGAACGGACUGAGUGA